AUGUAUAAAGAAAUCGAGAGGAAGGAGUUAUUUAUGAACACAAACAAGUGCUUUAUAAAAGGGAAAACAGCACCCAAUAAAAACAGCAGGAAAACACGUCUAACUAGUCACCAACAAGGAGAAGGAACUGCAACUGGAAUACCUGAAUAUAAAGGUAAGAUAGGGGAGGACAUGCAUUUUAGAAUACAGCAGAAGGCGGAGAAAGCCUCAGCAUCAGAAACAGGGAAAGGGUACGAUUAUAUGGGAAACCGCAGCAUCAGGACUCCAAGAACAACAAGAAGGGGAAACAGCCGAGACUAUGAACAGACCGCAAGAGAUUCGGCAAAUACACCCAGGGAAAGACUACAGAACCAACAGGACAGCCCAGGAAUAAGGGACAAAAGAGAACAUGGUUCCAACAAGAAGAAAGUGCUACGAAGGACUGGGAAAAGGAGGAAAACUCACCCCAGGACAACAAAGAAGGAAAGCAAGGGCCAAGUCAGACUGUGCAAAGAAGGACAAAUUUCAGGUAGUAUUAUGAGAGAAGACUGA
Molecule: messenger RNA, 531 nt
Organism: Plasmodium inui San Antonio 1
Lineage: Eukaryota; Apicomplexa; Aconoidasida; Haemosporida; Plasmodiidae
Exons: 2
Coding region: 1-531 (176 amino acids)
Source: RefSeq, a predicted model, not a curated record